UCUUCUUUUUUUUUUUUUUUUUUUUGGCAAAGGCUCUUUUCAUCUGCAAACGCUCUCCCCUCCAUUUUAGUGGCAAACUCCUUUUCCGCCGCUCGUUAUCACUUCUCCCCGGGUCAUCGCCCGGCUGACAGUAAAGGAGCGGACCCACUGUUUUCCAGACCGCCCCGAACAGCUCCUCUUGUCUUCCCACUGAAGCAUAAGUUAUUUUACCGACACAGGGUGCGUUACACAACCAGGUCGUCAAGCAAAAUAUAAACGCGUGUUCAUAGGCGGUGCUGAAAAACGCAUCUUUUAUCAGACACAGGGAGGAGCAGCUGCGUCGCAGAGAGGACAAUGAUACGAACAUGAUCAGCGCCGAUGGCUUCUCAAAAUGCGAGGCGACUCUGCAAGAGAGAGGAAGGAGGAGGCCACUCGCAGAGAUGCUCCAUCUGCUCUCAGCUGUCAUCGUUUGGCUGGUGACUGGCACCACUAUAUCCAGCCUCAACAAAUGGAUAUUUGCAGUUUACAACUUCAGGUACCCUCUGCUGCUGUCAGCACUGCACAUGUUGACAGCCAUAGUGGUGGACUAUGGGCUUAUCAAACUGCGGGUAAUCCGCCAAAGAGGGGCUGCUGAUCAGGACCUGACCCCCAGUGCAAAAUGUAAGGUGUUCCUAUUGAGUCUGACAUUUUGUGCCAGUAUCGCCUUUGGAAACAUGGGUCUGAACUAUGUCCAGCUGUCAUUUGCACAAAUGAUCUACACUACCACGCCACUCUUUACUCUCGCCAUCUCUACUCUGAUCCUCGGAAAACAGCAUCACAUCAUCAAAUACACAGCCAUGAUGCCCAUCUGCCUGGGUGCAUCCUUCAGCAUUAUGGGAGAAGUCCAGUUUGAUCAGACCGGCUGCUUCUUUGUGUUUGCAGCAACCAUGUUGAGGGGAGUCAAGUCCAUUCAACAGAGCAUUUUACUCCAGGAGGAGAAGAUAAACUCUGUGUUUCUGCUCUACCUGAUGUCCAUUCCUAGCUUCUGCAUCUUGGCAGUGGCCGCUCUGGCUUUAGAAAACUGGGCUUUGCUGGAGUCACCUCUGCAUUAUGACCUCCACCUAUGGGUCUUCAUUCUGCUCAGCUGCCUGGGCUCUGUCAUGUACAACUUGGCCAGCUGCUGUGUUAUCACCCUCACUUCGGCUGUCACUCUGCAUAUCCUUGGCAACUUGAACGUGGUGGGAAACUUGUUGUUGUCUCAGUUGCUUUUUGGCAGUGAGCUGUCUGCCCUCAGCUGCGCCGGGGCAGUGCUCACAUUGUCUGGCAUGCUCAUUUAUCAGAACUCUGAGUUUAUCGUUGGCUACCUGGAUGCACGCAGAUCUAAAGCUGAAGGGUCAGAAGAGGUGGGUUUUCACACUGAAAACGAAGAGGACUCGGGCAAAGCUGAGGCAUCUGAAAUCCCAAAUCAUCAGGAGAGGGUUGGUGGGAAACGGGAAGAUAAAAUGGACUGAAGUAUACAUAUGAUGGAGGAAAAACAAAACUAAAUGCACUGUAAUUAGUGUCCCCUGUCUUUUAAGCUGUUAUAUGGUCAAGACCAGCAGGAGUGUGACCAUAAAAAGUCCUCACUGUGCCAAUAAAUUUGUCUUCUGGUUACACAGAACUGCAGUCUGCAGAGUGGGAAAAGAUUGCCUUUAUGUUUCAUAAUGACUAGUAACAUCAGCUGUUAAUCUGUAAACCACUCCUAUAUAACCUACUGCGGUAUAUGCAUGCAUUAGCACACUGAACUGUUUGAUACCUCACAAGGUAUUCACUCCGUCACUCAUACUACUCCACUGUGAAAGUGUUCUCAACUUCAGAGGGCUCUAAUCAUCAUUCUGGGUGGCUAUUGUGAAUACUGAGAGUGGGUGGGGCUUAGGGAGCCCCCCCUCCAAAUCUGAGCAGGCACAAUUUGUAUUAAGAAGAUAUACUUAUGGUACUGUUACCUGAUAUUCACCUAGCCCUGUCAUUGUAAGGGACUGGGUUUUUUCGGCAGCUUUUAUUGUUUGUAUGUAAAGUCGGAAGCUGAUGUUUUAAGCCUGAAACUUGCAGUGAUGGACAAAGCUAACGUUCUGUGUUAUGUGAAGCCUCUUUUUCUUUUCUGAAGCACGUUUUUCACAAGAGGCCUGAGCUUCUGUGUCUUGUUCCCCACUAUGAACUUUGGUGUGACUUCCCUAUAAGGCCUAGAUUUUGUUCUCACAUCAACCUGAAAAGACUGUCCCAGUAGAAUUAGUCCAAUUACUUCCUAUCUUUUCAAAUGGUAUGCUCCUCUCCAUGCCGCAUACCUUGAUAAUUAGUUUCGCAAGUUCCCUAAGGAGUGUCACUCAACUUUAGCCACUUUAUCCCAGUGGAAGAGAAUAAGAAAAAGGAGAUUGAUUUGUUCCUUAAAGUCUCUCUUCUUUAACCCCCACCUUCAAACCAAUGACAUUUUUUAUAUGUUGGAAAGUAAUAUAAAAAAAAUCUGAUAUAUGGUAGCUACAGGUUUCCCAUUAAAUCCAUUAGGUAAAUCUGUCCACACCUUUCACUGGUAGUGUGUGUUUGCAUGAGCAGCAAUAUUAAAAUGAGGCCAUAUUCUAAUUAUGGGGUUUAUGUGUGUUUUGAAAAUAUUGAAUUCAUUGUUCCAUUUACUUUACUUCCUCCUCCACCACACCAAAGCCUUUAUUGCAUCCGUUUCUCUCAAAACAUGAAGAUUUACUGGGCUUUCUCUCUUGUCUCAAAAGCGUGUCUUUGUUUCAUCCCUGCAGUGACCCUGAUCUGAACCAACUCUGCUGGAGUUUAGGCCAUGUGACUGUAAACAGUAGUGCACGUUGCACAAUGCAGUAUGUGGAAUAUUGCUGUGCAUGCAAACAUAGCCGGUGUUGCCUCUCUCAGUAUUUAGAAAGUAUUUUGUUUACAUAGUUUUGGUUUUCAACAAAUCAUUGAUGAUUAUGUGGAUUUUUUUUUUAAAUCAGGGCCUUAGUAAUGAAUGGCUUUAAAUGCUUCAUAUUUUGGUACUCGAGUGUUUUGUAACUGUAUGAUAAAUGACAGCACCAGUCUCUCCUGUAGCUGUCCCAUAAGAGAAAAGAAAAGGCAGAAGGCAGUUAAAUUGCAAGUUACAUGUCCUCCAGCAUGUUUGGUAUGCCAAAUGUUUACUCUUUGUUUGUUUUGUUUUUAUGUUCUUGUUAUACAGGUUCUGUCAGUGACCACACAUGUUCAUUGAUCACUUACUCAAGUUCUCACAACAUAACAGCAUUUUCUUAAAUCCCCAGUCAACUGAAAACAGUUGUAUGUAUGGUUUUAUUGGAUUUGUUUCAUCAUUUCAUCAGUUACACAUUUAAAGAUUAUGUAUGUUACAUAGUCCCAAUUUUUUAACAUGAAUACCUUAACUAUUUAAUAGUGUGUGCAAUGUUUUCAUUCAUUGUUAACUAUUAGUCCAAGAUCAAGCAGCUUCUCAACAUCUGUAAGGACUAUAAUAAUGCUGCAUACCCAUGCUUAAAUAAUUUUUUUUCAGCAGAGAAAUCUGAUCAAUUAACAUUACGAGGAAAAAAAACAUUUCAUAUAUAUUGUCAUGAUGAUCUGAACCCUUUUUGUAACAAUCUUAUUGAUCACAGUCUUGUAUCAGUUGGCAGGUUUGAAUGCUUCUGAUGAAUAUCAUGCUGAGUGUCAGGAGAUGCUGUUGCACUGACGGUACGAAAAUGCUGCCUUCAAAGAAUGCGGUCCAUUUGUACUUUUUUUUUUUUUUUUGCAUCGUUAGAGAUUGUUUGUAUAGCGGUUUGGAUGUAAAUAGUAUUUUAUUAUAUUUAUGUAUUUUGUAGUCAUAUUUGGCUGGUUUAAGCUAUACUGGUUCAAGAAUGAAACAUUUGCCUCAUGCCUUAUUUGGACAUAAUGUAGACGAAAAAGGAGUGAUAUGAAUUUAUCAGUUUAUACUCUCAAAACUACAUCUGCUUUUGUAUUGAGGCAAAAAUAUAGAUUUAUGGUUCACAUAAAUCUGAUUUGCUAUUGCUUGAAAAAAAGGAGAAAUUGGACUAAAGUAACAAAUAAAAAAGGUACUUCAC
This is a messenger RNA of Melanotaenia boesemani (Boeseman's rainbowfish), 4028 nucleotides long. It is a transcript of the gene slc35e4, whose product is annotated as solute carrier family 35 member E4. Bases 345 to 1469 code for a protein of 374 amino acids. NCBI's taxonomy places the organism in Eukaryota, Metazoa, Chordata, Actinopteri, Atheriniformes, Melanotaeniidae. The transcript is spliced from 3 exons. The record is from RefSeq and is a predicted model, not a curated record. Gene Ontology annotation, cellular component: Golgi apparatus. Gene Ontology annotation, molecular function: antiporter activity.